Molecule: messenger RNA, 351 nt
Organism: Fusarium coffeatum
Lineage: Eukaryota; Fungi; Ascomycota; Sordariomycetes; Hypocreales; Nectriaceae
Exons: 3
Coding region: 1-351 (116 amino acids)
Source: RefSeq, a predicted model, not a curated record
AUGGAAUCAGAGCCUCUUGUGGAAUGGAUUGUCCUGAUUCCCGAUAUUCAGGGCUCUUUGGAGAGGCGGAUGAGUGUGAGAGAGACCCAUGUCAAAGAAUUGAUCAAACACAUUGAUUCCGGUCUUUAUCAAAUGGGAGGAGCGACAUUGGACGCAGACCAGAUCGAUGGAAGCGCUAUUAUUGCUCGCGCUAAAUCAAAAGUAGAGAUUCUGGAUGUGCUCAAGGCCGAUAUCUACGCACUGAGUGGAGUUUGGGACUUGGACAAUGCUAAAUUCAUUCCUUUCAAGUGUGUCUACAGGCUUGCGCAUGUUGAUGCCAAGAUUAUGGGGGAUUUGUGGAAACCGUCUUAG